This is a messenger RNA of Verticillium alfalfae VaMs.102, 138 nucleotides long. RefSeq lists its product as hypothetical. The coding region runs from base 1 to 138 and encodes 45 amino acids. The record is from RefSeq and is a predicted model, not a curated record. NCBI's taxonomy places the organism in Eukaryota, Fungi, Ascomycota, Sordariomycetes, Glomerellales, Plectosphaerellaceae. The transcript has 2 exons.
AUGAACGACACGGGCAACUGGUACUAUGUCAGCUCUCGUUACGUCAGUAUCCUCGGUCAGACUAGCCUGUUUCUGUUUAAGGUCAACGAGGCGAUGCAGCUCGAUAAGGGUCAGCAUAGUCAUGUCUCCAAGGCAUAG